Molecule: messenger RNA, 1167 nt
Organism: Cetraspora pellucida
Lineage: Eukaryota; Fungi; Glomeromycota; Glomeromycetes; Diversisporales; Gigasporaceae
Source: the annotation of a GenBank genome assembly
AUGACAAAAAUGAAAUUAAUCCAAGAGAAAGUUGUUAAUGCCAAGCAAGUUAAAUAUACAGAGCCCUCUGUACAUGAACUAAAGGAAAUUCAAGAGAAUGCAAAGGUUCAGGCAACUCAUAAGAAGUUUCAUUCUAAUGUUGGGUAUAAAGAAAAAAUUGAAGAAGUGAAUUCAAAAACAGUUUUGGAGGAUCAAUUAUCAAAGUUUGUGUGUGUGAUGACAAGACAGGAUGGUGGAGAGUAUUACACAACAUCUGUGUAUUUCGAUUUGAAUCAAGUAAUUAACAGAAAAUUGAAGACCCUUUUCAUGAAAGGUCUUGGUGAACAUGUCAAAGCUGAUGGGUUGACAUUAAUAGAAUUCUGUGAACAAUGGUAUUAUGCAUGUGCUCUGAGUAAGCGAAAGUUGAAAGAGUAUUUCAGAGUCAUAUAUGAAACUACAGAUAUUCAAAUUGGAUCUCGUAAUAUAUCAAAUCACUCGGGAAAAAAAACUGCUAUGCAGUUGUUAAAGGAGCUUGGAUACUCUGAUUCUGUUGUGAUGUCGAUUACUAGGCACAAGUCCCAAAAAGCUCCUGAUGACUAUAAUGACAAUGCCACUCCUGGUAAUUAUGAUGAACAUGUAGUACCAGUAUCUGAUGAUUUUAUUUUUGCAAGUUUGUAUCUUCGAUGUAAUGACUCCCAGGCUUCGUUGAUAAAUGCAUUUGAUGAUCUUGAAGUAUUUUCUGAUGGAUCAAGCAAUGUUUUGGCUAAGCAUAAUAAGAAUGUUCAUGAUACAGAUGAUGAAAAAGAGAAGGACAAGGAUGCAAAAAAGAAUAAUCAAAAAGAAAAGGUUAAAGGUGGUAAAAAGGAUUUAAAAAAUCUUGAAAUUCUUGAAAAAUUUCUUUCAGAAAAUACUUUUCAUAAUUUUAAUUCUGAAGUUUGUGAAGACAAGAAAGAUUGUAAUAAAGAUGAAAAAAAUUGUAAUGAUGAUAAAAAUGAAGACAAGAAGGACUGUGAUAAUAAUAAUGAAGAUAAGAAAACUGAUUGCUUAAGGACUUGUGAAAUAUUCAUAUAUAAUAAAAAAUCUAGACAAUUAGAACUAAUUGCAUUCAGUACGAAAGGCCAAUUUCAACGUGUUACGGUUACCUCUUCCAGAACACAUGAAUUUAUCCGGGCGAGAAAGGUAAUGUAG